AUGGUUGGAUCAAAGCGAAACCCACCGAUGAACCGUGGCAGGCAACCCGCUGCCGUGCCUGAUGAAGAUGCCGAAAGCCAUGAGCAGGAGCCUGUCGCUGCUCUCGAACCGAGUACCCCGACCCCCGAUCCGCAGAGACCAGUUGACACUGAGAGAUUCAUUGAACUCGCUCGUGACCACCAGAGAUUGCAGAAUCUGGUUCAAGAACUCGAAGAUGAGAUUGUCGUGCUUAAGGCAGAUAGAACUGAGACUGAUAUCGUGAAUGAAUCACUCCGUAUUAAGCGUGACGAAGCUAUUACCCACCGAGAUAUUGCUAUUCGUGAGCGCGGCGACCUUGCCUUCCGUCUCGUGAAUCUUCAGAGUCAGAAUACCCGUACCGGCGCACCGAUUGUGGAGGCCGCUGCUAACCGAAAGUCUACAAAAAUGCCUGAUGCACCUAUGUUGAAUGAUGGAAAGGAAGUCCGAUUCGAAACCUGGGAGACUGUGAUUCGUCAGAAGCUUGAGGCGAAUGCUGACCACUACCCUUUGCCUGUCCAUCGUAAGCUCUACGUUCAGAGUCGUUGUGAAGGUAAAGCUCAGCUACACAUUGCUCCCCGGAUGAGUUCCGAUGCCAGCUUUCCGUACGCAGACGCUGAGGAUAUUAUCCACCACCUAAAGACUGUCUUCGCGAACCUAAACAGACGUGCAGAAGCAUACACAGCAUACCAUAAGCUUAAGAUGAAACCUAAGGAUAGCUUCACUGAUUUCCUUACGGAGUUCAUGCAGCUCGCCGAAGAGGCUGUCGUUAUCGCCGAGAACCUUAACCAGAAUACCGUUUCAUUCGAUGCAUUCACCCAGAGCUGCCAGAGUAUGGCUCACGAGAUCAGUCUUCAGCAGGAAGCAAAGACCUCCUCACGUACCCGGUCUACGAUCCCCGCUGCCGGCGCCGGAGGUGCAUCUACCGUGAACCAGCUAAGCACUCCCCGCGUGAAGCGCGAGUACACUCCGAGCCUAUCUGCCUCUGAAAGAGAGACCUUAAUGAGAGAAGGACGAUGCUUUAACUGUAAGGAACAUGGACAUAUGACCCGUGAUUAUCCGAAGAAGAAACCGACUCUCGCUGUUAUGAUAACUACUCCCGUUAUGAACCCUCCCCGUGUGGACGAGAUCGUGGAGCUAGAAGCCGAUACCGAUUCGGGAAAAGCUCCUGCCUAG
Molecule: messenger RNA, 1191 nt
Organism: Penicillium robsamsonii
Lineage: Eukaryota; Fungi; Ascomycota; Eurotiomycetes; Eurotiales; Aspergillaceae
Exons: 3
Coding region: 1-1191 (396 amino acids)
Molecular function (GO): nucleic acid binding; zinc ion binding
Source: RefSeq, a predicted model, not a curated record